AUGAACUCAUGCAAGCCAUGUGAAACCCCGGUUGAUACUUCUUCAAAGUUAAGUGCCACGGAGGGUGAUUUGCUGCCCGAUGGCACAUUAUAUCGCAGCCUCGCAGGUGCGUUACACUACCUUACGUUUACGCGGCCAGAUAUCUCUUAUGCAGUGCAACAGGUAUGCCUUUUCAUGCAUGCUCCAAGGGAGCCACAUUUUGCUUUCAUGAAGCGGAUUAUUCGAUACAUUCAAGGUACUAUUCAUUACGGUUUACGCUUAACGGUAUCUCCGGCCACCACCCUCACGGCUUACUCGGACGCUGAUUGGGGUGGAUGUCCGGAUUCUCGACGUUCAACUUCGGGUUAUUGUGUUAAUCUUGGUGAUAAUCUCGUUUCAUGGUCUUCAAAACGACAACCUACAGUAUCUCGUUCUAGUGCUGAGGCAGAAUACCGGGGCGUCGCUAAUGCGGUUGCUGAAACAAGUUGGUUACGCAACCUUUUACUUGAGUUACAUGUUCCUCUUCGCCAUGCAACAAUUGUGUAUUGUGAUAAUGUAUCCGCGGUUUAUCUCUCGGAGAACCCAGUUCAACAUUAG
This is a messenger RNA of Helianthus annuus (common sunflower), 576 nucleotides long. RefSeq lists its product as uncharacterized. The record is from RefSeq and is a predicted model, not a curated record. NCBI's taxonomy places the organism in Eukaryota, Viridiplantae, Streptophyta, Magnoliopsida, Asterales, Asteraceae. The transcript has a single exon. Bases 1 to 576 code for a protein of 191 amino acids.